AUGCCAAACAAAGCCAUAGGGAGGGGAGGGGAUAAAACGAUGGAGAUUUUACCACCUGUAUCAUCGCCUGUCUAUAUCUCUACAGAAGAGAAACAGUAUAAGGACGCCACGGCGUUGAGCCUGCGAGGCCACGCUUUGCUCCGAAUUCCUUGCGCACAGCUGGUGACUGAGCGCUUCGAUCCAUUCAAUCUCACGAUGGACCCCGACUUGGAUAUUGAAAAUGUCGCCACAUGCACGACCUGUCGAUUCAAGGAGGACAAAUCCAAUUACUGGACCGCCGUGAUGUAUUUCAAGCACGCCAACGGUUCCUUCAUGCGCGUUCCCCAAAUCGCCAAUCACUUCACCGGGAAUCCGGACGGCGAUCCCAUGAUUCGAAAACAGAAGCACGGCGAUGUCAGCCCAGAUUCAUGGGCGUUGACCUUCAGGUGUUGGGAGAACCUCGAGCCGUUCGACCCGUCGAACCUUCCGAACGCUGCACCCGGUGCUGGGAUGAACAUCGAUAGCCCUGACCACAAGAGCCACGUAGCCUUCCUCGAGGGCGAUGUCGGAGCAGACGGAAUCUAUCAGUGGAACAGUACCUGUCCCAGCACACAUCCUGUCCGAGUCCCUUUGGUCUUCUACGAGAUCGUCUGGGAUACUCGCCCGUUCAACUCGAUGUGGCCUACCGAUGGAACUCAGCCUUUCGUGUUGAGUAUGGGCGAUCCAACUGGGUAUGGACACCACGGCGACUACCUCUUUGGCUGGGAAGGUGAUUCGCUGCAGCGCGCGAUGGAUAACUGCCUUGACUACGCUGGAAGACCCGACGGGUGCAAAGAGCUCACCGUUUUGAGCGACGAGGAGAUCAACAGCUGCAAGGUACCGGUUCUCGUCGAUGAGGUCGUUGAAGGAGAAUAUCUUCGAGAGUUGCCGGGGUGUAAUCCACUUCAGUACGGGCCUGAGUCAGCCACGAUGGUUCCCAGUUGUACCGCCGUUUCUACGACGAGUCGACCUCUCGCUACCCCUGCAGCGGCGCGUGAGGCUCUCAUCGAACCGGCUGUGACUGGAUUCGUGUAA
Messenger RNA from Coprinopsis cinerea okayama7#130, 1053 nucleotides. RefSeq lists its product as hypothetical. The transcript is spliced from 10 exons. The record is from RefSeq and is a predicted model, not a curated record. The coding region runs from base 1 to 1053 and encodes 350 amino acids. NCBI's taxonomy places the organism in Eukaryota, Fungi, Basidiomycota, Agaricomycetes, Agaricales, Psathyrellaceae.